Messenger RNA from Spodoptera litura, 1572 nucleotides. RefSeq names its product lethal (1) G0469 NlpC/P60 domain-containing protein. NCBI's taxonomy places the organism in Eukaryota, Metazoa, Arthropoda, Insecta, Lepidoptera, Noctuidae. The record is from RefSeq and is a predicted model, not a curated record.
UCUAACGUUACUGCGCCACCGUAUAGCUCGGUUGUUCUACGAUCGCGAUACCACGCGCUACAUAAAUUGUGAAAGUGUUGCUUAUAAAACGUGAUUUCUCGAGUGAGAGUAUAUUGCCGCGCCUAAGAACCAAGAAGACGUGACGCCCUCGCAACGUAAUAUCAGUGGAAGGGGAAUUGUCUCGUGUAUUUGAGCUUGGAGAGGGGUUCAAUGGAAGCGAGGUUCGUGACCUGCCGGAGUUUCCAGCAGAUCAAGCCGCCUGAGAAGAGCCUCGCGCCGUCCCCACCGACGGUGAAGGGGCUCCUGUCUCGAUUCGGGAGUCAGGCACAGGCUUUGUUCGCGCCCAAGAAACCCCGCUUUGGAUCGUCAGUCGCCAUACAUAAGCUCCGUGAGACCAAGUGGUUCAAGCAUGACGAACAAAAUAUAUUGUGCGCCGUCUGCGAAACAGGAUUCAUCCUCGAAGUGCGGGCCGAGGACCCACUGCCCCCGGACUCGGUACUGUCGCCAGACUAUCACAUGUAUGCAGUCGCCAUGUGGAAGAAGGGUAAAGAAAAAACAAAGAACCCGGAACAGAUAGAAGUGUACACAGUUCAACAGAAAGGUGUGAGAAAACGAGUCGUGAAGACCACACUCGGUGCCUUUUGGAAGAAGGACUCCGUGAUACGCAUCAACAAUGUGGACGAUAAACAGGAGACGCCGAACAACGAGAAAGAUAUCAGAGCAAAGCUGGAUAUGGCAACUAAAUCAAGGUUCGAGAGGAAUUGGCACAAUACCCUGCACUUCGUCCACUGGUGCAGAUACGGAGAAACUCCGCAGGAGGCUCGCAUGAGACAGAUAAGCGAGUCGUUCAAGUGGGGAAACGUCGGCAUGAAUAUGGGUGUGAUGCUUGUCAGUCAGAACUACGCUAGAGAGAAGGCUAAGUCCGUCUGAGUGUCAUCCACCAGCGGCACCCACUCCGCUGGUAAAUACUCCUGCUACGCCUGCUUCUGGCCAUCACCCAAGAAAAUCGACCACGUCUAAAAUGUUCCGGAACUUUUAUCUUACGUUCCCAGUUUCAACAUGAAACGUCAUGCGUUACUAUCGGUUUACGUUUGAAUUUGAAAUUGCAUUUCUGAUUUAAAUGUAGAAUUUAGAAUCCGAUUUGAAUAGAUUCUCAAUUCGGAUACACAUCCGUGUUGAAGUCACUUUCACUUCGGAACUAUUCGUGAUGAGAUCGGAUAUUUUUUUAACGGAUUUAUAUAUUUGAAUGUUCCUUUCUUAUGAAUUUCAUUAAGUGUACUCUUUUUGUUUCGUUGUCUUUCCUGCCAGUAUUUACUUUGACAACUUAGCUAGUAAUACUGUCUCUCUUUGGAACGUACUAAAUUCUAGGGGCAUCUUUCACAAAUUUAAAUACAUUUGGACCAAAUUCAAUACAUUUUAGAUCCUGUUAUACUUUGAAAAGUUUAAAAGUAGAUAGCUUAUUAGAUAGCGAAUGUAGUCUUUGGAAAAAAAAUUAGCUAUACACCGCCUAUACGUAUGUUAAAGAGGAAAUUGUGAAAGUGGCCCUCUGUAGCUUUAAUUCGGUCAUAAAAA